Molecule: messenger RNA, 462 nt
Organism: Protomyces lactucae-debilis
Lineage: Eukaryota; Fungi; Ascomycota; Taphrinomycetes; Taphrinales; Protomycetaceae
Product: AAA-ATPase Vps4-associated protein 1-domain-containing protein
Exons: 2
Coding region: 1-462 (153 amino acids)
Biological process (GO): vacuolar transport
Cellular component (GO): endosome
Source: RefSeq, a predicted model, not a curated record
AUGGCGACAGCUGCGCCUGCAGGGCCGCAUAUCAAUCACUACCGACUACGUCGAGUCGCUUCUUCUGCUGAGAAAUCAUGCUCCAUCUGCUAUAAACCCACAGACUGUGUGCUCAUAUCUACAGAUAGUAAAGAUUGGUUCUAUGUCUGUCAAAGUCAUCUAGUCGCUGGCUUUGCAACGCCCAUUGCAGCGCCAGCAGCGGUAGCCAAGCCCGAUGACAAGGCAAAACUAGAAGCAGAGAUUGCAAAAGUCAAAAAGGAGUAUGAAGCGAAAGAAGCACAGAAAAAGGCAGACAAGGAAAAAGAGGAGAAGGGUGGGAGCUGGAUGCCGUCUGUGGGUGGACUCAUUAGUAAAGCUGCAUCGGGUGUCGUGCAGGCUAUACAGCCUGCUGCAACGCCUACAACGAUGACUCCGCCUGCCGCGGUCGUCGUACCUGAGCCAAAGGACUAUGGAAAAAGCUAA